Messenger RNA from Venturia canescens, 10732 nucleotides. It is a transcript of the gene Dhc62B, whose product is annotated as Dynein heavy chain at 62B. The record is from RefSeq and is a predicted model, not a curated record. Lineage: Eukaryota; Metazoa; Arthropoda; Insecta; Hymenoptera; Ichneumonidae. The coding region runs from base 41 to 10537 and encodes 3498 amino acids. Gene Ontology annotation, cellular component: dynein complex. Gene Ontology annotation, biological process: microtubule-based movement. Gene Ontology annotation, molecular function: minus-end-directed microtubule motor activity; dynein intermediate chain binding; dynein light intermediate chain binding. The transcript has 25 exons.
ACUUGAAGAACUCAAUCGUUUCAUCUGCGACAUCAAUGGCAUGACUGGCAACGAGUAUUUCGUGAUGGGAAAGCUUUAUCAAGAAGAUGCUAAAGUUGGCCUGAAACACUACACGGAACAAGUUCGUGAGUUGAUUAUACAGCAAUUGGUGAAACGUCACAGGAAUUUGAAUCUCGAAAUAUGCAGAAGUUUCGAAGAGCUGAAGAAACGUUGUUUGGACAUUCCAUCCAAUACGAGAGAAUUGUUAAGCCUCGGCGAAUACAUGCUUUUUGCAACGACAAAGCUGAUGGAAAGUCUUCGCGAAAAAAUCGAACUUUCGUUGUACAUGCUGACGACUCUUUUAGAGAUGACGUUUAUCGAUAAAGACCACAUAGAGUUGAAUAAUGAUACUGUCAAUUGGUUGACACGCAUUAAACCGAUACUCAGACAAAGUGGCAACAUGUACGAACAGAUGAAAUUCGAGCUCGAAGAACAAUUACAAGCGAGAGCCACGAGAUUGCAAGCUAGCAUAGAAGAAUUGUUUCCCAGAUUGAUAGUAAUGAACGACAUGGACGACGCAACACGGAUUCGAGAAUACAUCGAAGACAUGAGAAAAUUUAUACGAGGAAUGGACAGGAUGGAGGAAGAGGGAGAAUCGAUUAAUCAGGAGGAACGAUUAUUCAAAUUUCCCCUAACUCCCUAUCCACGAACCAGAGAACUCAAGGAAAUUAUAAUACCUUUUUACUCCCUUAUUUAUCGUGCUUACCAGUGGCAACGAGAUUGUGGGGUUUGGUUGGACGGACCUUUCGAAUUCCUCGAUUCGAACGUCAUUGAAAGCAAAACGACGGAUUAUUUAACCGAUUUUACGAAAAUUGGCAAAGCUUUUAGAACGAAAAUCAAAAUGCAUAUCGCCAUUAAUUAUCCUUACAGCUUCGAAGGAUCAGUGGAUGAUCCUGAUCCUUAUCAACAUCCAGCCCCCAUGAAACUGUGUUUCCAGCUUCUCGAGAAUGUGAAAUGGUUCAAGCCGUACGUGGCGUUGGCAAGUUGUUUCUGUAACCCUGCAUUGCGGCAACGUCACUGGGACGAAAUGUCUCAAAUAGCUGGUUUCGAUCUCACCCCUAACGCUGGCACGACCUUACGUAAAAUCAUCGAAAUGGAUCUGAUGGAUGAUUUAAUGCAAUACGAGAUCAUAAGUGUGAGCGCAACGAGAGAAUUGGCACUUCAAGAAGUUUUUGCAAAGAUGAUUAAGGAGUGGGAUGACGUUGUUUUCACGACGAUGCCUUUCAAAGAAUCGGGCGUGGGAAUUUUGACCCAAAUCGAUGACAUAGAAGCUCUGCUCGAAGAGCACAUUGUCAAGACACAAGCGAUGAGAGGCUCUGCUUUCGUUAAACCGAUUGAGGAGGAAGUCAGAGUGUUUUAUGAUUUGCUGCUUCGUAUGCAAAGAACUAUCGGGGAAUGGACUAAAGUCCAAGUUCAGUGGAUGUACCUUCUUCCAAUAUUUUCCAGCAAGGAUAUCGUGUCACAGCUUCCUGAGGAAGGAAUAAUGUUCCAGGAUGUCGAUGGAACUUUUCGUCGCUCGAUGCAAGUCGUUGCGAAAGAGCCUCACGUUCGAGAGACCGCUGGAUCGCUCGGCUUGUACGAAUCGAUGAGAGACGCCAACGAAUUACUGGAGAAAAUAAACGACGGCGUGACGAAUUAUCUCGAAAAGAAGCGACUCUUUUUCCCUCGUUUUUUCUUCCUCAGCAACGAGGACAUGCUCGAAAUUCUUUCAGAAACUAAAGAUCCGCUUCGAGUUCAACCGCAUCUUAAAAAGUGUUUCGAAGGAAUCGCCAAAUUAGGAUUUAACGAAGAACUCGAAAUUUAUUCGAUGCUCAGUGACGACAAAGAGGAAGUGAGAAUGGAGGAGCUCAUAUCGACGAGUGCAGCGAGAGGCUGCGUCGAAAAAUGGCUCGCCGAGGUCGAAGAGCAAAUGGUAAAGUCGAUAAAGCACGAAAUUUUGAUGAGCUAUUACGACUACGACCCCGAAAAGAGAGUCGAUUGGGUCACUAUUUGGCCAGGAAUGGUCGUGCUCUGCGUUUCCCAAAUUUACUGGAGCAUCGAAGUGCACAAUUGCUUGAUGACUCACAUGCUCCUGACGUUAGAAACUCUUCACAAAAAAUUGCAAUCCCAAAUCCAAGACAUGGUCAACCUCGUAAAAGGACAGUUGUCGAAACAAAAUCGUACGACCCUAAACGCUCUCAUAACGAUUGACGUGCACGCUCAAGACGUUGUUAAAAUGUUGAUCGAUAAGAGAGUCACUGACGAGAGUGAUUUCCAGUGGCUUGCUCAACUACGCUAUUAUUGGGAGGAAGACGUUUUCGUCAGAAUAAUAAAUGCCACGGUGGCUUACGCUUACGAGUACUUGGGAAAUUGUCCUCGUCUCGUCAUAACGCCAUUAACGGACAGGUGUUACCGAACGCUGAUAGGCGCGUAUUCGCUGCAUUUGAACGGAGCGCCGGAAGGUCCAGCGGGAACAGGAAAGACGGAAACGACGAAAGAUUUGGGUCGAGCACUGGCGGUGCAGUGUGUAGUUUUCAACUGUUCGGACGGCUUGGAUUACAAGAACAUGGGAAAAUUCUUCAAGGGUUUAUCGUCCUGCGGAGCUUGGGCGUGUUUCGACGAGUUCAACAGAAUUGAGUUGGAAGUGUUGUCGGUGGUGGCUCAGCAGAUACUGUGCAUCGUACAAGCGGUGCGUGCCAAUUUGGAGAAGUUUAUAUUCGAGGGAACGGAAUUGAAGUUGAAUAAAUCGGUGUACGUCUGCAUAACGAUGAACCCUGGCUACGCGGGUCGUUCGGAGCUGCCGGACAAUUUGAAAGUGUUGUUUCGUACGGUCGCGAUGAUGGUGCCGGACUACGCGAUGAUCGGCGAGAUAUUUCUGUACUCUUCUGGUUUCUCAACAGCGCGAGUGCUCUCGAUAAAAAUAGUGACGACGUACAAGCUGUGUUCGGAGCAGCUGUCGUCGCAGUCCCACUACGAUUACGGCAUGAGAGCCGUGAAGACGGUAUUGACAGCGGCCCAGAACAUAAAGUUGAAAUACCCGAACGAGGACGAGAUGGUUCUGCUCUUGCGAUCGUUGAUCGACGUGAACUUGCCGAAAUUUCUGGCUCACGAUGUUCCGCUCUUCGAGGGUAUAAUCGCGGACCUUUUUCCCGGGGUCGUAUUGCCCUCGCCCAGUUACGAAAUCCUCCUCAAGGCCGUCGGCGAAGUAGCGGAAAAAAGGAACCUCCAAACCGUCGAUGCUUUUGUCCUGAAAAUAAUUCAAACGUUUGAAAUGAUGAUAGUGCGUCACGGUUUCAUGCUGGUGGGGGAGCCUUUCGGCGGGAAAACUACGGUUUUGCACACCCUCGCAGAUGCUUUGACUCUGAUGGAAGAGUGGCAAGUUGAUUACGGAGCGAAAACAGUUUACACGACGAUUAAUCCGAAGGCGAUUACGAUGGGCCAGCUGUACGGCCAGUUCGAUCCAGUCUCGUCCGAAUGGACGGACGGCGUCGCGGCCGUCGCUUUCCGUCGCUACUGCGCGGAUGAGAGCGCCGACAGGAAGUGGCUCAUAUUCGACGGGCCGGUCGACGCCGUUUGGAUUGAAAAUCUCAACACGGUUCUCGACGACAACAAAAAACUGUGUCUUACCUCCGGCGAGGUGAUGCAAAUGUCCUCGGUAAUGUCGAUGAUCUUCGAAGUGAUGGAUCUCGUGCAAGCCUCGCCGGCGACGGUCUCCCGUUGCGGGAUGAUCUACAUCGAGCCCCACGUCACCGGGUGGCGUCCCUUCGUCGACUCUUGGCUCGAGUCCAUCAAGUCUUACGCCUGGGUCCGAGGCAACCGGGGACUGGUCGCUGAUCUCUUCUCCUGGCUGAUGGGGCCCUGUCUCGAGUUCACGAGGAAAAACUGCCGUUUGACCUUGAACGCGGGCCAGAUAAACCAGACCGUCUCGACGCUCAAUCUCUUCGAGAUUUACAUGAACGACGCGGUCGCCGACGACGCUCAGGACUACGAGCUCUACGUCGAGGCCUGGAUCCAAGCCUCCAUGCUGCUGGCCGUCGUCUGGGGCGCUGGCGGAACUCUCGAUCGCGACUCCCAGAACCUCUUCAACGAGUUUUACAUCUCGCUGUGGAAAAAUGAGUCCAAGGCACAUCCGCUGCCGGAAAAUCUCGAGGAAAUCGUAAUUUCGCUGCCCGUCGAAGCCACCAUCCACGACAGCUACUACACCUUCAAAGCCCGAGGGGCCUGGAAGUCCUACGGGGAGUUGGCCAAGCAGGAGAAGCUCCUGGAGACCUCGAGCAUCGGCCAGAUGAUCGUCCCGACCGUCGAAACCGUCAAGUACCAGUCUCUCUUCCUUCGCCACAUGAAACACAGGAAAAGAUUUCUUCUCUACGGCGACACCGGGACCGGAAAGAGCUUCUACAUCCAGGACGUCAUGAUGAACAAACUCGACGAGGAAAAGUUCCUUCCGAGCCUGAUUACUUUCACGGCGAAAACGAGCGCCGCCCUCGCCCAGGAGCUCGUCAUUUCGAAGCUCUUCAAACGGAGGAAAGGACACUACGGACCGAUGGGCGACUCCCUGUGCGUCGUCUUCAUCGACGACGUCAACAUGCCAGCCAAAGAAGUCUACGGAGCCCAGCCCGCGAUCGAACUCCUGCGGCAGUUUUUCGAUCACCGCCACUGGUACGACCUCAAAGAGCCUGAAAAAAUUCUCAUCUACGAUACGAUCUUCGUCUGCGCUAUGGCUCCACCCGGGGGCAGUCGCCAGGAGCUUUACAACCGGUUUCUCCGCCACUUUAAUCUCUACUCCAUCGACAGCUUCAACGAGGAGAGCAUAUCGAAAAUCUUCACGAAUAUCGGGCUCGUUGGACUCAAGAGGAACGGUUUCGCCAGCGACGUUAUCAGCACCGUCGUCACCCUGGUGAACGCGACCUUGGAAGUCUUCCGCAAAGCCACCGAGAGUCUCCGACCCACGCCCACGAAAUCUCACUAUCUUUUCAACCUCCGAGACUUCUCGAGGGUCAUCACCGGCUGCUCGAUGAUCAAGAAAGAAUCCGCCGGGACCAAAGGCUCCUUUGCGAGGCUCUGGGUCCACGAGACCACGAGAGUCUUCGGGGAUCGUUUGAUCGACGACGACGAUCGUAAGUGGCUCUUCCAGCAGCUCAAGAACACGGUCACCGACACUUUCAAGGAAUCCUUCGAUCACAUUUUCGAGCACUUGCCCAAAUACGAGGACCAGAUCACCGAGGUCAGCUUGAAGAAUCUCAUUUUCGGUAAUUUCAUGGACCCCGAUGCCAAUGCCGAGGAGAAAGUUUACGAGGAAGUCUUCUCGAUCAACGCCUUCCAAAGAGUCGCUGACCAGUGGCUCGAGGAGUACAACAAUACGCACAAGAACAAAAUGGACAUCGUCCUCUUCCGGUACGCCCUCGAACACCUCGCGAGGAUCUCGAGAAUUUUGGCCAUUCCCUGCGGAAGCUUGCUCAUGGUCGGGGUCGGAGGCUCGGGAAGACAAUCGCUCACGAGGCUCGCCGCUUCCAUGGCCGGCUGCGGCCUCUUCCAGCCGGAGAUUGGGAGCGCCUACGGGCUCAACGAGUGGCGAGAAGACGUCAAAAAGGUGUUGAGGAACUCCGGGGGGACCGGCAAAGAUUUGGCGUUCUUGAUAACCGAGGGGCAGAUCAAAGAGGAAACUUUUUUGAGCGACAUCGACAGUCUUUUGAACUCCGGCGAGGUUCCUAAUUUGUUUACCAUUGAAGAGCGACAGGAAAUCAUCGAAAUGUGCCGACUGGCUGCUCAGGGUGGCAACCGCAAUUUGGACAUUUCGGUGCUCGCCGUUGUCGCUUACUUCGUUAAUCGCUGCAAGGAAAAGCUCCACAUCAUGCUCUGCUUCUCACCGAUCGGCGAGGCCUUUCGGAUUCGACUUCGAUUGUACCCCAGCUUGGUCAGCUGCUGCACCAUCGACUGGUACGACGUUUGGCCCGAAGACGCCCUCGAACAAGUCGCCAUACGCUGCACCACCGACAUCAACGUCACCGAGCACGUCAAAGUCAACUCCGUCGUUGCUUGCAAAUUUUUUCAUGUCUGCGCCAAAGAAAUCAGCCAGGACUUCUAUCGGUCACGUGGACGCAAAACUUACGUCACUUCCGCUGCUUUCCUCGAUCUCAUCAAAACUUUUGCCGACCUCAUGAGAGAGAAACAGGAAGAAAUCUCCCUUGCGAGAGAUCGAUACCUCGGUGGUUUGGACAAGCUGGAAUUCGCAGCCCAGCAAGUUGCGCAGAUGAAAAAGACUUUAACCGCGUUGAAGCCUCAGCUCGAGUCGUCGGCUCGGCUGACAGCACAAACGAUGAAGAAAGUAGAGAACGAGAAUGUGAGUGUGGAGACGGCGACGAUUCUGGUGAAGAGAGACGAAGACGCUGCGAACAUUCAAGCGGAAAUUUCUGGGCAACUGAAGCAAGAGUGCGAGGCGGAUUUGGCGGAAGCACUUCCGGUUCUGGAGGAAGCAAUCGCUGCUCUCAACACUUUGAAGCCGGCGGACAUUUCGCUCGUUAAAUCCAUGAAAAACCCUCCGGAGGGUGUGAAAUUAGUGAUGGCUGCGAUCUGCGUGAUGCUGAACAUCCAGCCUGAGAAAAAGGUCGAUCCUACGAGUGGGAAGAAACGCGUCGACUACUGGGGCCCGAGCAAGCGUAUUUUGAGUGACAUGAAGUUUCUCGACUACCUUCGGGACUACGACAAAGACAAUAUACCACCGGCGACGAUGCAGACUAUACAAAAAACGUACAUGGAGAACCACAAUUUCGAGCCGAAGAUCGUAGCCAAAGCGUCCCAGGCUGCGGAGGGUCUCUGCAAAUGGGUCAGAGCCAUGGUCCUUUACGACAAAGUAGCCAAAGAAGUUGCACCGAAAAAAGCGAAGCUCGCCAUCGCAGAAAAACAGUACGAAGACACGAUGGCUUUUCUCAACGAAAAACGACGAAUGUUGGCUGAACUGAACGCCAGGUUGGCAGCGUUGCAGCAGAGCCUUCAACUCACUUUGGCCAAGAAAAUUGACCUCGAGACACAAGUCACGAGUUGCCGAAACAAAUUGAUAAGAGCUGAGAAAUUAAUAAGCGGCUUGGGUGGCGAGAAGGAUCGUUGGCUGACGUCAGCUCAAAAUCUCCAAACAGCUUACGACACUUUGCCCGGUGACAUCCUCAUAUCCUGCGGAAUGAUCGCUUAUCUCGGCCCAUUCACAACUUCCUACAGGAUAAGCAACAUCGAUAAGUGGUGCAAAUACGUUAAAAGCUUGAACAUCCCGUGCUCCGAAAGCUUCAGCUUCGCGACCGUUUUGGGCUCGGAAAUAAAAAUCAAUUCGUGGAAUAUAUUCGGUCUUCCUCGCGAUUCUUUCUCGACCGAAAACUCCAUCAUCAUGGACAACUCGAAGCGCUGGAGCCUGUUCAUCGAUCCUCAGAGUCAGGCUAACAAGUGGAUUAGAAAUAUGGAAAAGCUCAGUGAGCUCGAAGUCAUCAAACUCACCGAUGCCAAAUAUAUGAACACCUUGGAACAGUCGAUCGAAUAUGGAAAGCCGGUGCUGAUAGAGAACCUCGGUGAGGAAUUGGACCCGGCAUUGGACCCGAUUCUGAUGAAGAAGAUUUACACGAUAUCGGGUGGGACGUACAUAACCUUGGGCGAAAAGACGAUCGAGUACGGCUCGCGUUUCCGUCUGUACAUGACGACGAAGCUCCGAAAUCCUCAUUACCUUCCGGAGGUUUAUAACAAAGUGACGCUGAUAAACUUCGCGUUGACGAUCGAGGGUUUGGAGGACCAGCUUUUGGGAAUAGUCGUCGCGAAAGAGAGGCCCGAUUUGCAGAAGAAGAGAGAAUACUUGAUAGUCCAAAGCGCUGCGAACAAAAAAUCGCUCAAGCAAGUGGAGGACAACAUUUUGAGAACUCUGUCGGUUUCCGGCUCGACGAUACUCGAGGACGAGGAAGCCAUCGAGAUUUUAGACUCCUCGAAAAUCCUUUCCAUCGACAUCAUAAAGAAACAAGAAGCCUCCAAAGAGACCGAGGCCAAAAUCGAAUCCUUUCGCCAAAGCUAUCGACCGAUCGCGAAGCACAGCUCGUCCUUGUACUACACCGUAACCGAUCUCCCGAACAUCGAUCCCAUGUACCAAUACUCUCUGUCGUGGUUCAUCAACUUGUACGUCCAUUCGAUCGACGUGGCGAACAAGAGCAAAGUUUUGGAGCGCAGACUCGGCUUCCUCCGGGAAACGUUCACGUACAAUUUGUACCAAAACGUCUGCAGAUCCCUCUUCGAGAAGGACAAGGUUCUGUACUCCUUCGUUCUCUACACGACGAUUUUACUGGCGACUCAACAGAUGAAGAAAGAUGAGCUCAUGUUUUUCCUGUCGGGUGGCGUGUCACUGGCGAACCCUCUGAAAAAUCCGGCCCCCGAUUGGCUUCCGGAGCGCUCCUGGGACGAAAUUUGUAGACUCGAAAGCCUCCCCUCGUUCUCCAACUUCGUCGAGAGCUUCCGCUCGAAUCUCACCGCUUGGAAACAUUUUUACGAUCUUAUGAAUCCGCAGCAUUCGACCGUUCCUGAACCCUGGGAAAACAAAUUAACAGCGUUUGAAAAAUUAAUCGUCAUGAGGAUUUUUAGACCUGACAAAAUAACUGCGAAAGUCAUUCAAUUCGUGGAGGCUGGAAUGGGCUCGAAGUUCGUUACGCCGCCGCCGUUCAACCUCGCGAAAUCUUACGGCGAUUCGAACUCGUUGAUUCCUCUAAUUUUCAUCCUUUCACCGGGGUCCGAUCCGAUGGGAGCUCUGUCGAAAUUUUCGGAAAACAUGGAUUACGCCUCGAGAUUUCGAUCGAUUUCCCUCGGUCAAGGUCAGGGCCCGAUCGCUAAGAAACUCAUCGAGGAAGGUCAAAACGAGGGCACGUGGGUUUGUCUGCAAAACUGUCAUCUCGCGGUGUCCUGGAUGCCGGAGCUUGAAAAAAUAUGCGAGAAUUUUGACUCGACCAACACGUCGAUCAAUUUUCGACUCUGGCUGACGAGCUACCCGUCAGAAAAAUUUCCAAUUUCAGUUUUACAACAUGGCGUCAAAAUGACGAACGAACCGCCGACCGGACUUCAACAGAAUUUGAUGAGAUCGUACACUUCGGAGCCAGUAAAAGAUCCCGAGUUUUUCGCUGGUUGCCCAGGCAAAGAAAAAGCUUUCACAAAAUUGUUGUACGGAUUGUGUUUUUUUCACGCGGUUGUACAAGAACGUAGAAAUUACGGGGCACAAGGAUGGAACAUUCGUUAUGGUUUUAAUGAAUCCGAUUUUUUAAUAUCGGUACAGCAGCUUCAAAUAUUCAUGAACGAGUACGAAAACGUGCCGUUCGACGCCAUAACUUACUUGACCGGUGAAUGUAACUACGGAGGUCGUGUCACUGACGACAGAGAUCGAAGAUGUUUGAAUACGAUUCUCGAGGAUUUUUAUAACCUCAAUGUAAUUGAGGAUCAGAAUUACGCCUUUGCGGAUGUCGGGCCCGAGUACACGCUGCCUAAAAAAUGCGAUUACAACGACUACGUGAAGCAAAUUCAGGCGAUCCCGACGACAACGCCACCUGAAGUUUUCGGUCUGCACAUGAACGCCGGUAUAACGCGUGAUCUCGAUGUUUCAAAAAUAUUUUUCGACUCGAUGCUGAAAAUCCAAGGGACGAUCGUCGUUGGCGACACGAGCGAGCAGGACCAAUUACUAUUGUCUAUGAAAAGAGAUAUUUAUGAAAGAAUGCCCGAGCUUUUUGACCUUGAGGAGGCUCAAAAGUCAUACCCCGUAUCUUAUUCCGAGUCUAUGAACACUGUGCUCAUCCAAGAAAUGGAAAGAUACAACGCUCUCCUGAAAGUCAUUCGAAGCUCGAUGGUUAUGCUGGAAAAUGCAGUCAGAGGAAUGAUCGUCAUGACCCCCGAAUUGGAGCUCCUUGCGUCCAGCAUGCUAAACGCCAAAAUUCCGUUGACCUGGGCCAGAGCAAGUGCUUAUCCGAGCUUGAAGCCGUUGCCGAGUUUCGUGAACGACUUUUUGGAACGCUUGAAGUUCCUCCAGAAGUGGUUCGACAACGGGAAACCCGCAACCUUUUGGAUAUCUGGUUUUUCCUUUGUUCAUGCUUUUCUCACCGGCGCCACGCAAAAUUACGCGAGAAAGUAUAAAAUAUCGAUCGAUAAAAUCGACUUUGAUUUCGAGAUGACGAGCAUGCACGAAUCGACAGUUGCACCGAACGAUGGUGUCUACGUUUACGGUAUGUAUCUCGCCGGUGCUCGAUGGGAUCUCGAACGUAAAUUACUGGCAGAGAGUAGACCGAAAAUUUUGUGGGAACUCAUGCCAAUCGUUUGGCUCAAGCCAUGCGAAGUUGUAAAUAUAAAUAUCGGUGGGCGUUACGAGUGUCCUUUGUACAUAACCUCGGCACGUUUCGGCACUCUCAAAACUACGGGACAUUCAACGAAUUAUGUUUUAUCGCUGCUCAUCGAUACCGAUCUGCCAGUAAGUCACUGGAUCAAGAGAGGUCUCGCUCUUUUGUGUCAGCUCGACGACUGAUCAUGUGACUAAACCGUUUUCUGUUUACUCUAACCUCUAACCUUCCCGCGACCUCUGCUUUCUGUAAACACAUUUUACUCGUGGGAGUCGGAGAGCAGUCGACGACUCGAACUGACGGAACUCGGCGUCGAUUUUUUUUAUCUGCUCGUCUAUUAUCUUUGUAUUAAGUUAAAUGAAAUAAAUAUCCGGAAUACU